Klebsormidium nitens is the source of this 3006-nucleotide messenger RNA. Lineage: Eukaryota; Viridiplantae; Streptophyta; Klebsormidiophyceae; Klebsormidiales; Klebsormidiaceae. The record is from the annotation of a GenBank genome assembly.
ACCUGCUUCAAGUUUGGUGGCAACACUCCAGAUUCCAGAUUCUAGAUGGUGACAGGCUGAGACAGCCGGCCUUAGCUGUGGUACCUCGUCUAGUGUUUCUCACUUCUCCGUCCCAGCCAAUCACAAUGCGUGUAUAGCAAGUUUCCAUCAGGACCACAACCUCUAGCAGGUAGGUACCGUAGUAAGAUAAUGACAAGUCCGAUCAAGUAUCGGCCUCUAGUUUUACAGAUGUCUGCAUUGAUCGGCAUAUUGGAAUCAGGUGCAGCUACAAGCCAAUCCAGCAUUGCACAUUGCCCGGUUGCAUCCUGACAUUGACAACUUUCUAGAAGAGGCUGCAGCUGCCGUCUAUUUUCAAAGCAUUGGGGCUGACAUCCUUUUGCCAGAGACACGUACUUGCUUUACGAUUCUACGCCACUGGUGGUGAUCGAUAUACUCUCUGGUCAGCUACUUUGGCACAUUCGUUUUUACCAACGCCAAGUAAAGCCGCUGUACUCACGACAAUGUUUGGUACAAUGGCGCCCCUAACGAAAACCCUCGCUCUAGUUCUUCUGCUUGCUCUUGUAGCCGCCAGCGCCGAAGGGCGCACCAUGAGGUCUUUGCUGCAGACCCCAGGCUCGCUGCCGCCGGUUUUCUUGGACGAGAUUCACUGGGACAACGCCGCCCUCGAUUUUGGUGAAGCAGUCGAGAUUUUUGGACCUGCGGGGACGGAUCUCAGUGGCUGGACCGUGACCCGCUACCUGUCCAGAAAUGCCGGGGGGAAUAUCUGCAUGAACGCCGACACUUCGCAGCAGAACGCAGGUGUGAAGGGGCCCUGCGGAGUCGGGAACCCGUUCACAAUCCCGGCAGGAACUACGAUUCCGUCGCAGACGGUUGCCAACGGCAUCGGCUAUGGCACCGUCGUCGUGUUGAUUCCCAACAACGGCCUCGUAAACGGUGGAGUUGCCGUCGUUCUUGCGAACGCGCAAGCAGUCGUACAGGAUUACCUUUUCUUCGGGGCGCCCAGCCCCCUCACUCUAGUUGGCGGCCCUGCAAACGGACAAACUGUUACCAACAACAUCGGGAGCGGUGAGAACGGCAACGGCCCGAUUGGGAAUUCCAUCCAACGGUUUGGCCCGACGACUUAUGAUACGACCACGAACGGGGCGCCCAACACCUUCGGCACCGCGUACCAGGCGUACCUCCCGGUUAGCGCUAAUCCGGGGGGGAUCAGCUCGUCUAACCUGGACGCCAACACCGGGUUAGUCAACUUUCCGGCCGGAACUACUACGGCGGCCGGAACGACUCCCCUGCAGCCUACGUCCUGGAACACUGGCCCGAUCGUACUCUCUCCGGGGGGGCUGCCGAGCGCUACCGUGCUAACGAACCUGAUCAUCGCCUCCGGCAUUCCGGCGGGUAGCAUCACUCCCGCCCCGACCACUCAGUCUCCGACCACUACUCCCGCCCCGACCACUUUUGCCCCGACCACAACUCCUUCUCCGACCACUCAAUCUCCUACAACCACUCCCGCCCCGACCACUCUUCCCCCGGCCACUCCCGGCCCGACCAUUCUUCCCCCGGUCACUCCUGCCCCGACUACCUCUGCCCCGAUCACUCCGGCACCUACCAGCGGAAUCUACUCUUCUCCAUCGGCCUCGACGUGCACGGCGCUCGCCCCUGGCCUCCCUAACCCUUGCUUCAACAACGACGGUUCCAAAUUCGUCUGCUGCGCCGGGGCCUGCGCCGCGGGCACUCCUGGCGCCGCCCCUGCCUGCGCCGGCGGCCCCACGUCCGCCCCGACCACUGCUGCCCCGACCACUGCCGCCCCGGUGACUCCUGCCCCGACCACUUCUGCCCCGACCCCUGGGCCGACUUUCGCAACCGCCUCGGGCGCGACGUGUAACGCCUACUCUGCCAACUCCUACUCGUGUUACAGCAGCGACGGCUUCACUUUCGCGUGCUGCCCAACCCCCUCGUGCGCGCCCGGCGGCGCGGCCGCGUGCGCGGGAGCGCCAACCGCGGUCCCUACCACCGCCGCCCCGGUCCCAACCACCGCUGCCCCGGUCCCUACCACUGCCGCCCCGGUCCCUACCUCCGCGGUCUUCCCCACCGGAAGUGGUAACAAUUGCAAUCCGGUCGGGCAGUUCCAGUGCUUCAACAACGACGGCAGUCUCUACACGUGUUGCAUCGGCCCCCGGAAGUGCGCCCCGGGCACACCCGGGCCGGUCCCCGCGUGCGCUUAGGCCUCACAUGCGAUUUUGUGUGAAUAAUCGGGCUCACGUAGCUCGUUAGUGCAUGAAUAAUUGGCCGCUUCGCAGCUCAUCAAUUCAUAAUCUGGAGGAGAGAGGAAGUCUGCGGACUAGAAAAAGGGUGCGGAUUGACUCAUUGUAGUGAAGCGCAGAGAUACUUUUACGUGUUGUCCAUUCUGAUGAUUCUUUCGGAGACUAGCUAGACAUGCGCGUGCAUGCGCUGAGGCGGCCCGAGAAAGCAGUCGGGUUGACUUAUCAGUGAAGUUGUUCGAGUGCAUUUCUGGUGCACGAUUUUUGCAGGCCACGGCAUAGCUGGAGUUCUUACUUACUGCUGCUAGCGCUAGGUCCGAACUCGGUGACCUCGCAGAUGAUUUUGAUAGUGCCAUAUCGCUUUGGCCAAUGAGAAGAGCUACGAGCCUCGGAGCUAGAGAGUCGUCGGCCCCGGAACAUGGAAUACUUGACCCCCAGUAUUCUGUAUUCCAAGGUUUCAAAAAGGCAGUAUUCCGUAUUCCAAGGUGCUCGGGUAUUCUGUAUUCCGUAGAGUCGAGACGCCGGAUGUGAGGAUUAAAGGACGAUUUUGGGCUCUGCAUACUUACAGAAUAAAGGUGCGUCUCCGCGGCGCAUGUAGCAACCAUGUAGCAACAAUAAAGUGGAAAAGUGAGUUGUCACUUGUAAUUAAGGUAGGAUCGAUCAGGACUUCCAGUGUCGUGUGCAAGUACGUGCUUGCCUGGCAGCGUUUCUUGCAAGAUGAUCUGAAAUGCUUUUGCCAUCUCACUGAGUC